AUGGAUCCUGGUACUGAGGAGGCCGGUCCGGCACCCCCGGUGCAACCGCCGCGCUCCUCUCCUUCACCUUCACCUUCGCCUUCGCCUACGAACUCGAACUCAACGCCGGCCGAUGAACACCCCGCAACAAAAUCGCAAGACACACAUAUACAAACCUUAGCUGAGCUCCAAGCCGAGGUCGAGACAGAAGCAGAAGCAGAAGCAGAGGCAGGGGGAGAGGCAGAAGAAGGAGAAGAGCAACAAGAAAGCGCAGCCUCAAGCUCCAAAUCCCGCCCCGUCUCAGGCGUCGUCCCGCCAUGGUGGCAGCGUCAUGAAAGAAACGUUUCGCGCGUCUCACAAAGCUCCCUCCGCAACACGAUUACCCUAGAAGACCACACAGCGGAUCCGGACUCGGAGACAAGCCGCGGUCUUUGGGCGCGGAACGUGGCUAUAAAUGACCAUUGCGUUGUGCAGGGCAAGACUGGGGUUGGCGCGUACGUUGUUUGGAACUGUGUCGUUCAGACUCUUGAUGGUGGACCGAUAGUCGUUCGAAUGAGAUACUCCGAAUUCGAUGACCUGCGCCAGCGCCUCGUAUCUUCAUUUCCGCACGCGAAAAGCGCGCUGCCUGCGCUCCCGCCGAAAAGUGUUCUCUUUAAAUUCCGCCCCAAGUUCCUGGAGAAUCGACGUGCUGGACUGGAAUAUUUUCUCAAUUGCGUUCUACUUAAUCCUGAAUUCUCAAGCUCGCCUAUCGUCAAGGACUUCCUUUUUGGUCGAAUGUCUUGA
This is a messenger RNA of Penicillium cosmopolitanum, 762 nucleotides long. Its product is annotated as PX domain-containing protein YPT35. NCBI's taxonomy places the organism in Eukaryota, Fungi, Ascomycota, Eurotiomycetes, Eurotiales, Aspergillaceae. The transcript is spliced from 4 exons. Gene Ontology annotation, molecular function: phosphatidylinositol-3-phosphate binding. The record is from RefSeq and is a predicted model, not a curated record. Gene Ontology annotation, cellular component: endosome. Bases 1 to 762 code for a protein of 253 amino acids.